AUGCGUAUCAAGCUCGAGAGUGUCCCUCCUUUGCCGCUUGUCAAGGCCUGGUUUAGUGUACACUCUGCGACCACCGUCAGCGAGCUCAAAUCUGUGCUUUGCUCCGACCUUCCAGCGUUUCUGGAUGGACAAUUGCGUGGGGGAGAUAUCCGGCUUCUCCUGGAGGAUUUCGAGUUGCUGGACUCGAGCCCAAUUGAUGUAAUAAGGGAAGGGGACUUGAUCAUUGUCAAGCGCAAUCCUUCCGUCACGUCGAGCAAUAAGCGAAAGGCGCCGGAGACUGACCUGGAAUCUUUUCGCAAGCGUCCCAAGCACGCCAAUGAAGCGUCUCGGCAAGCAGACCGCGCACCCUCCCACAAAUUGCAGACAAUUGAAAAUAAAGCAAGCGCAAAUUCUGGGGCAAAGCCGUCAUCCUCAGAGGAUUCAGAGCCAAGUUCCGGCUCAUCUUCUGAGUCUGAGUCUGAGACCAGCAGUGGCGAAUCCGAGUCGGAAUCUGAGUCACACUCGGGCUCGGCUUCGAGUUCGGAAUCCUCAUCGUCUGAUGAAUCUUCCUCUGCAUCUUCUGCUCCCUCUGUGCGUCCAUCUCGACAUCACGCUGUCGCGGCCUUACCGCCGAAAGCCGAGCUAACAGCAAAUGCUGCUCGCUCGAAAUCAGUACCAACCCUUCCUCAUGUACCACCAGGCCUUGGGAAGCCGUCCACUCAAAGUCGCAACAUUCGCCGGCGGCGGAAACGUCUGUACGAGCGGUUAGCAGCAACCGCAGAGCCGGCUAGCGUGAACGCAAUUCCGCUCGGUACGCGAGCCCCGGCAACGGGGGCGGGUUCAUCCGUACCCUCAGGGCCGUCCGCACAACCAGCGCAGAACGAGGCGCAGGAGGCACCGCGGCAGCCGGUCCUGAUGGCGUCCCUGCAGAACAAGAACAAAAAGAAGGGCUUCAGAAAGUCCAUGUCCGCCGCUGUUCCCGCGAAGAUCGUGUUUACUGAUCUGGAAGACGAGACAGCGGUCGUCGACGAGGCCAUGCAAGAGGCCAUGCCGUUCACGAACACGGCAGACCGAGACCGUGGUGUUUUCAUGGUGAAUGCGCGCCUGGUCCCGCCGUCGGAGAAGCAGGAGCGCGGUCUACUGCCUCUAAACAUGUUCGUCACGAGCGUCGACGUGGAGGAGGGCUUGUAUAGUAAGAAAGGAAAAAAGAAAAGGAACCAGGAACAGCGACGACCAGCGGAGGUUCCGGAUGUAGGAAUGAAUGCGGGAGGCAAUUUUGAACUCCCAUAUGACGACCCGGAAGAGUUGGUCGAGUCAAAUGGGCUAGAGGAACACAGCGCUCGUUCGGGCGAGAGACCGAUGCCCGUUCGCGGAAGCAUUGAAAAGACAUGGGCGUCGCUCGCCAAGAUCACCGCUGCAUUCCAGUCUCAGGUUGGCGCUAUUGUUGGAUGGAAGGAACUUGGUAUCAACCCUAGAACAUAUACGCCCGAGGUGCUUCUUAACAUUGGGCGCGUCGUCAAGAACGAUGAGCAGCUCGUUCUGGAACCUGUCUUUGAGGAAAAGGAGACAGAGUGCGGGUUAUUUGAAGACCAAGGUUCGCCAGCAAAUAUCAACUUGCUGCCGUCCUUGAUAGAGCUUGCUUGGAUGACGGGCUCAACACCCGCGAAGCUCGUGUUUCUCUUCAAUCGAUAUACUGCUUUGUCCUAUGCUUUCUAUGAAUUUGUUCUAAGUGCACAGCCCUCUCUGAGUAACUCGAUAUGUGUCGGAAUAGUGGCGAUGAAUUGUCUCUACGACGAACUAUUUUUCAUAAUCUGGGCAGCCUUCUCUGCAUUGCGCGUCUAUGCGAUUAGUGGAAGGGCACUGUACUUGGCAGCCCUCGUUUUCUGCUUGGGCAUGGUACCAGCCUUCACAAACAUAACAGUUCAACUAUGCCAGAACAACGAUUGCUCUAGUGGCAAUAAACGGUCGGAAUACUUGUUCCAGCCAAAGCAAAUUGUCCAUUUCCCUGAAUUUUCGGUAUAUCAGCCUUUCUCUUCCCCGAAGUCCAGAUACUUGUUCUCAUACGCGUGUCAUUCCAUGUGCUCUUCUUUGAAAACGAUUGAUAAUGGUAUCGCCAGUAUUAUGCUCGCUCUGAACAUUGCGGACAUAUUACUGUGGAACUCUGGGUACAUCGAGCUGGUAUCGGAGGCAGUUGGACCGUUGACAUCCUUGAUGGUCUCUCACUGCCUCCUGAAUCUCCGUGAAGUGAUUGCAUUGCCGCAAGACAUAGCAGACAUCACAAGCCUGUCUUUUGCCCAUUCCGAGUUGCAAGUGGCGGCGCAUGAAGUCGACUCGUCUACCGAGUGUACUUCCGAUUCCACAAUCAGCAUGGAGAUGGAACCGAUUGAGAGCUCGCACGGAGCUCGCACAUCUGAUUCUCCUCAAGUGCGAAUGGUUGAACUAGCGCUACACCGUAAAAUCUCGACGGAACGCCACAUGUGCUCGGGUAUGGUUCACGAGCAGAGCACCGUGAGAGGUGAUGGCGGGCCAAGGCGCGGCCUCUGGGAUUCUCUGUCUCAGAAGGAUACUCGCCAUCAGGGAGCAUCGGAGGUAUCACUGGAGCGGAUGGAUUGGUGGUCAAGUCGGGCGGACUAG
Messenger RNA from Postia placenta MAD-698-R-SB12, 2613 nucleotides. RefSeq lists its product as hypothetical. The record is from RefSeq and is a predicted model, not a curated record. The transcript is spliced from 18 exons. Lineage: Eukaryota; Fungi; Basidiomycota; Agaricomycetes; Polyporales; Adustoporiaceae. The coding region runs from base 1 to 2613 and encodes 870 amino acids.